UUCCCCUCCAUAUAUGUGCCACAUUCUGCAUUAUCCAUUUAUUAUGUGAAGUCUUUGAGAACCACGUUAACUAGAAAUGGAGAAUGAGUUCGUGAAACGCAGACUUGAUACUAUUGCUGCCCACUUUGCUUCCAAUGAAGAUAUUUCAUCUACCCAUCUUCUGCCUAUGAAUUGCAGUGGUAGUCUGAACUCUGUGCUUAGGAGAUGUGACAAUAAGGUAUAUUUCGCACGCCAAUCAUCUGCUUCCUUUGGUUAUUUUAUGAGGCAGACAUCAGCUGAAGAGGGUGACUCGACAUCUUCUGUUGCUCCUAAAACCAAUAUGGCUAAAUAUGAAGGUCCUAAUUAUGCCAGAGAACCAUGUUUUGCAAGACCUGCAAGGAAAGAAUCAAUCGUUUCAAAUUCAGUUGUCCAACCAAUGACUAAAAUGCAAGGCUAUGAUUUUGAUUCACUUGAGCCACCUUCAUUUGCUAGGCCAAGCAAACAGAUUAGACAAGGAGAGCAGCUAAAUAAUGAGAAAAGAAUACACCAUUCUGAAAUUGGAAUCGAGUGGUCACCAAGAAUGGAUGUUGCAGAAUCAGAAAGUAAAUAUGUUAUCAUGGUGGAAGUUCCUGGUGUCAGUGUUAAUGACAUAAGAGUGGAGGUUGAUGAUCAAAAAUUGUCAAUCAAAGGUAGACGCUCUACCGGUUCUUGGAGAGUAGCAGGUUGCCCAAAUGCUUCAGUUUCUUCAUAUCACAAGCGAGAGAUACUGUAUGGACCAUAUGAGGUUGUUUGGCCACUUCCUCAUGGUGUGAACAAGGACAAUGUAUCAGCUGAAUUUUUGGAUGGAUUUCUACAAAUUAUAAUUCCUAAAGUUUGAAGCUCAGUAAUAUUGAUCAUAGCAGAGUUGGCAAUGUUCUAUAUAUGUGUCCAAUCGUGUGUGUAUAUAUAUAGUAUACAGUAAUUUAUUGAACAGAAAAUGUCUACAUGUAUCAGGCCGUUCACUUCCUGGACCGUCGUCAUGUAGACUAUAUAAUAAUACCCGUCACACCAUUUAAAUAAAUUUGCAAACUGUGUACAA
Medicago truncatula (barrel medic) is the source of this 1057-nucleotide messenger RNA. RefSeq lists its product as uncharacterized. Bases 77 to 856 code for a protein of 259 amino acids. Gene Ontology annotation, biological process: response to heat. The record is from RefSeq and is a predicted model, not a curated record. The transcript has 6 exons. Lineage: Eukaryota; Viridiplantae; Streptophyta; Magnoliopsida; Fabales; Fabaceae.